Molecule: messenger RNA, 786 nt
Organism: Aspergillus affinis
Lineage: Eukaryota; Fungi; Ascomycota; Eurotiomycetes; Eurotiales; Aspergillaceae
Product: YoaK family protein
Exons: 1
Coding region: 1-786 (261 amino acids)
Source: RefSeq, a predicted model, not a curated record
AUGCCCUCCCGCCAAUUCCCUUCUCACGAGUCCACGUCACUCCUUGGCCACAACCCAGCCCGCCACCCCUCCACCCUUGCGCGUAUCCGCGACCACAUACGCGCCGAAAUCUCGACGCAAUGGACCGACCUCCUCCUUAUCUUCUGCUACCUCAUCACGGGGCUUCUCGACAGCUCCGCCGUCUUCAUUUGGGGCUCCUUCGUGAGCAUGCAGACCGGAAACACGGUGUAUUUGGGGCUGGGGCUCGCAGGUCUUGACACGGGCGACCGUUGGGUGAAAUCCGCCAUAUCGAUCUCGUCGUUCUGUGCGGGUAGCUUCUGCUUCGGUCAUUUUCAUCGACUAUUCCAUGCGCGCCGACGAUGGGUCCUAGUGCUGUCGUUCGCCGUGCAGAUGAUCUGCGUGGCCGUCGCGGCGAGCAUCGUCAGCGUCCAUCGGCCGAGCAAAGAGGACGGGGUCGUAUGGGCGACGGCGGUGCCGUUGGCGCUGGUGGCGUUUCAGAGCAGCGGGCAGGCCCUGACAAGUCGCGUGCUGAAGAUGAAUGGGUUAACAAGCGUGGUGCUGACCAGUGUCUAUUGCGAUCUGUUCUCGGCGCCGGGCGUGCUAGGCUUGUCGGAGGUGGAGGGACGCAGGCGAGUAGGGGCUAUUGGGGGGUUACUUCUGGGAACGGUGAUCGGGGGGUGGUGGGCGAAGAGUGGGAUUGGGCUGGAAGGCGCGCUGUGGACGACGGUCGUUUGUAAAGGGAUAAUUGCCGCGGCUUGGUUGGGAUGGAAAGCCGAGCAGGUAUAG